AUGCUGAACACCAUCGGUUCCACCUGCGCCUUCGCUGCGGCUCUCGCCGUUGUGGCCGCCCAACCUUCGUACGUCUACAAGUUCGAUGCGGCUACGGCCGGUGGCGUCGACGGCUCCAUCCAAGUCAAAUACGCCGGCGAAGACUCGUCCACUGCGACGAUCACCGCCAACCUCGACUUCUCCGGCGUCGACCAGGCCAAGAUCGCCGAGUUCGACGGCAACUGCACCGAGGCCGUCACGAGCUGGAAGUGGCACAUUCACACCAAGUGGAGCUCGACGCAGUCGUCGGACUCGUACAAACAGUGCUCCAAGGCAGCUACGGACAACCACUACGACCCGUUGAAGGCGUGUGGCUCGGCGUCCGAGUACGUCUCGGAGCCGGAGUGCAAGGCGAAGUCCAAGAGCUACGCAUGCAGCCCUGAAAAGUACACGACCGACCCCAAGGUGUGCGAGAAGGGUGAUCUGGCGGGCAAAUUCGGUGCGUUCAAGGUUGGUGACGGUAACACUGUGACUGAGGAGUGGACGGACGAGCACUACCCGCUUCCGUCGGAGAACACGGACACGUGGAGCAUUGUACUUCACGCUGUGUGCGGCAAGGAGGCGCCUCGCAUUUCUUGUGCGGUUGGAACCAAGGGUGACGGUGAAUCGUCGGAACAAGCUGACCAGUCCACGCCUACCCAGAACACCCCCGUCCAGUCCACUGGUGGCGGUGACUGCGGUGUGAAGAAGGACUAAUUGGCUCCGAGUGACCAACGCAGUACUCCGAAAUUCUGUCUUUA
Messenger RNA from Phytophthora nicotianae INRA-310, 779 nucleotides. RefSeq lists its product as hypothetical. The coding region runs from base 1 to 735 and encodes 244 amino acids. The transcript has a single exon. NCBI's taxonomy places the organism in Eukaryota, Oomycota, Peronosporomycetes, Peronosporales, Peronosporaceae. The record is from RefSeq and is a predicted model, not a curated record. Gene Ontology annotation, biological process: superoxide metabolic process. Gene Ontology annotation, molecular function: metal ion binding.